GGGGGGUUGAAGAGAGUGGGAAGUCUUAUUUCAUAGGAGGCGACGAAGAUUUACAGUUUCUAAUAGUAAAGGAAUGAAAUAAUCACUUCAUACACUGAGUACUUUAAUUCUAAUGUUUUGAACACAAAACACAACCAGUGUCUCACAAACCAAGAGGAAAAAUAGUAGAAGUAUGCAACUUGCACCUGAAUAUCCAAAACAACGAACGGUAACAAGCAGGUAACUGCCUUGUCUGUCAUCAGUUCGUGUGUGGAAAAGAUUUCCUCAGAAUGAAAGAUUUAGCUGUUUAUCAUUAGCAUCUCGAAAUACGAUCUAACAUAUCCUAAAGCUCUUAUUUUCGGAAACAAGGCACGCGUCCCCUCAUCUCCUAUUUCGUGUCUGUGUGCAGCAGGCUAUCCAUCUAUCUAUCGGACAAAUCACUGCCAGCUGAGUGUCGGUAGUUUUCUUUUCUCCCGUAAUGGACCUCAAAUAUAUUAUCGCGUUCUUGUUUAGCUGCACCUUAUCCUACAGUUCUACAUCAGGGAUGAGAUACAACUGUUCCAAUGCUGACUUGAUGUUGGUUGCCUGUGGCCCCUCUAACUCUUCAAGGGAUCAAUGUCUGAGUUGGGGUUGCUGUUGGAAUUCAUCACUGGCUUCUGAAAAUGCAACACAAUGUUAUGGAAUAGCAAAUAAUCAGACCUCCAACAACUCAACACACACAACAAGUGUUCCCAUGACAACGACAAAGAACCCAAGUACCAGGGAAUCUCUUUCGACCACAGCAGGUCCCAAGGGCACGUGCCAGGUGUAUCGUGACCGGCCGUUGUGUGACAAUUGGUUAAACGUCACUAUGUUGGAACACCGCUGGACACCACGAUAUACAGACAACAGGUUCGGUGUGAAUGGAACGGAAGCAAUGAUAGCCGCCUUCAUGUAUGUCAUUAAUCGAAUAGACGGUCAAGAGAAAUGUAAAAAUAUUUUAAGGCCCCUUGUCUGCGAGUACUUCUUGCCACCGUGUAACGAAAACAACGAGCCUUACAGCUACUGCAGAGAAGACUGCGAAGCUCUGUUUGAUGUGUGCGACUUGGCCAUGCGAGAAAUCCUGGGAGCGGCAAAGUAUUUUCAUAAAGAACCAGGAAAGGACCUUGCUCAUGCUUCAAUGCCCAACUGUACCCAACUCCCUUAUUCUGCUGACUCCAGACCUGGCAAUCCCACCUGCAUUCCUUUUGGACUCUUAAACUUCACCACCGCUGAGCCAAGCAUGGAGCAAAGGACGGGAUCCUCACUGAAGUUCAACACGACUGCCAUAGCUGCUGCGAUAGCUGGUGCCGUUACUCUUCUUGUCAUUAUCGUCAUUAUCGCUUGUAUCUUGCAGAGACGAAAAAGAAAACCACUGAAACUGUCGAAAGACAUCAAAAGCGUGACAUUUACAGCUAUGACCAUGAGAGACAGAAUUAGAGCCCUCGACGAGAACAAAGUCCUGAGUCUGUUUAAUCCUGAUGACAUAAAGCAGCUUCCGCUGACCAGUAUAGAGUAUGUACGAGACCUUGGAUCCGGGAACUUUGGUUUAGUAUUUUUGGGGAAGACGUACGGUUUGAUUGAGGGAAAAGCCGAUGUAGAGUUGAUGGUUGCUGUAAAAACUCUGAAAGAAGGAAGCUCUACGGAAACUAAGGAAGAUUUUUUCCAGGAAGUUGCUUUGAUGUCUGUCCUACAUCAUGAAAAUAUCGUUGAAUUAUUAGCAGUCUCUACAGAUGAAGAACCUUAUGGAAUGAUAUUUGAAUUCAUGGAUUUAGGGGAUCUUAAUGAAUACCUCAGAAAAGCCGGACCUUUCUUUGAAGGCGAAGAGAAAGAAAAAGUCAGUCUCACGGCAGAUGACUUGAUGUCCAUCUCAUUACAAUGUGCUGCUGGCAUGGAACACCUUCAGAUGCUCCGAUUUGUUCACAGGGACGUGGCUACAAGAAAUUGUCUUGUGGGUACAGGUCUCAUUGUAAAGAUCGCUGACUUUGGAAUGUCUAGAGACAUCUACGCUUCGGACUACUACAAGGUGGAAGGCCAGGCUAUGUUACCAAUCCGCUGGAUGCCUCCCGAGGCUUUACUGCUUGGAAAAUUCACCGUGGAGUCUGAUAUUUAUUCGUUUGGUGUCCUUUUGUGGGAAAUCUACACUCUUGCUCUGCAGCCUUAUUAUGGCUACACAAAUGAAGAAGUUGUGGAGUUUAUUAAACAGGGGGUAGUUCUGGGUCAACCCGACGACUGUCCGGACCACGUGUACCAAAUAAUGAAGAGUUGUUGGCACAAAGAUGCUUCACAAAGACCCAACUUUACCUUGAUGAUAGCUCAGCUCAAACAGGAAGUGACGUCGCCCACCCAUUCACUUGACCUUCCGUUAUCAGUCCACGACAAGCAAUCGUUGUACCAGAACAUCGGGUUCUCGGCAGAAGAGUUCAAAGAGGAGACCCCCAUUGAGAAGAAACCUACCAAGAAGAUUUCCGAGCAAGCUCCAGGUACCCCUGAGAAUGGUCACGUGCACCCAAGCUCGGGUUACGUUAAUGUAGCUUUAAACCUUGGCGUUGUGUAAGAUGAUAAGGCUUGAUGAAAAUCAACGAAUUAUGAUGCGUUCGAACGUAUAUAAAUACCCAAACGUACUUGCUCGUGGCUAGAACUGAAAUCUGUUCAAAGAUAUCAUAAAUAUAUAUUACUACGCAAGUUAAUGAUGAUGAUGAUGAUGAUGAUGAUAAUGAUAUUAAUAAAUAACAACCACAACAACAGUAAAAAAUUGUACAAUGUAGUUCCGACGAUUGAAAUGGAUUUUUCAUCCUCUCUUGGAGAACCGUUUGUGCAUGAGGUUUGUAAUUUUGCAUCUGUUUGGUUGUGAUUUUGUUUUUUUAAGUUUAUUACCAUAUUCUGAGGUUGAAAUGACGUUUCAGUUUGUAACGAUUCACAUCGUCAGCAUUUUUCCUAGAGUACAGUGACUAGUGCAUUAUUCACUUCCUGUGAAGCAGUUAAUGUGUGAUAUUAUAAGUUUAAGGAGCGAAUUGUUAGACCAUUUAAACCACAGAAUUAACAUUUUCCAGGACAAUAAGGCAAGCAGAAUCGUACAAAUUCUCUUGUAAUUAUGCACUGAACAGAACGAGCAGCUAUCUAUUGCUGUGCAAUAUUUACCAUAAGCAAAAAUGUUUGUAUUACAAAUAACCAAAAAUAUAUUGGUUUUUUUUAAAAAUAAAUGCUGUAAAGGCAAGCUGCUGUCGUUUUUGCAGAAUUGGAGGAAUUUAAUGUUUCAAUAUUCAACAUGUUUCCUAUUGUAAACUGGGCGCAUUUUUAUGUCUGCAAAUCGUGGAAUCAACAUUUAUCAGGAUAGGAUAGAAAGAAGGAGUUGUAGUGGAAUCUGGCAAAUGCUUUAUUUGUAACUACGAGUUUUCUCAUAUGGUAUGGCUAGAAAACAUAUAUAUUGUAAAACAUUGACUCUGAGGCGUUAUCCGCGCAGACUCAGUUGCAGACUGCACGCCUCAAGGAUGGUGCUUUUAAGUUUUAUUGUAUAAUUUAAAAACACUUUUCUAAGUUUAGAGGCGCACCUUCAGUAUUUUACUAUUUGUUUUUUUUUUUUUUGUAUUUUCUGGUUGUACAAGGCCCCUCAAACUAGAAACUUUUAAAGACUUUUAAAAAUAUAACCGCAUAUAAGUAACGGUUAUGGCCUCACAGAGAGAGCUCACUGUCAGUGUGCAAUAGCUAUUUUUGGAAAUUUACCAAAACACAAUCUUUACGAGUACAUACAAAUAAAUGUAUACACGCUAUUUGUGAUA
This is a messenger RNA of Orbicella faveolata, 3776 nucleotides long. RefSeq names its product muscle, skeletal receptor tyrosine protein kinase-like. Gene Ontology annotation, biological process: positive regulation of phosphatidylinositol 3-kinase/protein kinase B signal transduction; multicellular organism development; positive regulation of kinase activity. Lineage: Eukaryota; Metazoa; Cnidaria; Anthozoa; Scleractinia; Merulinidae. Gene Ontology annotation, molecular function: ATP binding; protein binding; transmembrane receptor protein tyrosine kinase activity. Gene Ontology annotation, cellular component: plasma membrane; signaling receptor complex. The record is from RefSeq and is a predicted model, not a curated record.